GCAUAAACUCUCUCUCUGGUGGCUUUCAAUGGUACCGAUCUGAAAAUCUGUCAGAGCAUCGUCCAGUGAUGGUUAUGUCGCGCUUGAAUGUACAGAAUCCGAGUGUAAAACGUAUUCCUGAUCGAAAAUGAGCCUCGUGGCAUACGACAGCAGCGAUGAGAGCUCCGAAAACGACGACAACGAGACCGCGGAGCCGAUCGCCGCGAACGAUGCGGAUAACGACGCGACCGAGGCCGUGACCGUGCAAAUAAGCUCGAAAUUGUCCUUACCUGCUCCGAGAGUAACUUUGCAAGAUACAAACGAUGAGGAGGAAGAGAAGAAAGAGAGCGACAGUAACUUCCAGCAAUUUCUCGACACGCUGCCGAAGCCCAGAGAUCCCACUUUCACGGGCAAGGUCGAAGAGGUGGAGGACGAUAUUCUGUUGAAGAAGGAAACGAAAGGUCAAGUCCCAAAACCAGCAAAGAAACAGACAGUGAGGAUAUCAGUGCCUUCUUUAUCGGAGUUUAAGGAUCUUGAGGAGGAGGAGGACGAGGAGAAGCCAGCCAAGAUCGUACAACCGUCACUGAAAGGCUGUGGACUCUUCGCUUUGUUGGUAGCACCAAAAGGAGAGACGACAAGCAAGAAGACUCUAGUACCUCAGGCUGUUAAGAAAGCAGCGGUGAAAGCAAAUGUACAACAGUCAAAAACGAAAUCCAGUACAAGUCAAAAUGAUUCUAAAGUAAAAAGGCGAACUUCGGAUAAAUCGCAUAAUGACUUGAGCUCUGACGAAGAAGAUGCGAUAGAUUUCUUUGGGCUAGCUACAAAUGAAGAUGCGCCAGGCAGUUCCGGAACAGGAUUAUUAGACUCGGAACUGUCUUCAGAUUUUGUACAUAGGCCAGAUGCUGAAGCAUCGUUCGUGGAAGGUCACAGCUCUUCCUCCAUUAAUUCUGAUACCUCGACGAAUGGGCAAGCGAGCAAUUCGAGCAAAACGUUAACAAGCAACAUUAUGAAUUUACCUAAGGAAGAGAUUUUACUGAAGAACCAAGCGGAAGUUGGCCCGAAGCUGCCCGUUCCUGAACAAGAAUACAAUGUCGACGUAGAGGGCAACGUUGCCUUUGACGAGAAGGCGAUCGAGUAUCUAUGUGGACGACGGGGUAUAAAACGCAAGGAAAUAGACGAAGCGGAUAUAAUCGAGAUAAACGGAGAAGACAUAAAACCAGAUGAAAGAGAAUGGUUGGUAAAGGCACUGACGGAAGAAACUGUGCACAGGCCGGUGUCUAUGCAAGGCGGUGGGGUAAACUCUCAAUCCAAGAAGAAACAUCAGAUAACUUAUCUGGCGCAUCAAGCUAAGGCCAUGGAACUGGAACUCAAGAAUCAAUGGUCUCAGAAUAGAAUGGCACGGAAACAAACAAAAUCGAAGUACGGUUUCUAAAAAGCUACGAUUUGUACAAGAUUCUCUUUAAAAUGCGUGCACAUAUAAAUAAUCUUUUAUUUUUAAGGUAAAUUAAUGUGAUAUAUGUAUGAAGAAUAUU
Molecule: messenger RNA, 1511 nt
Organism: Temnothorax curvispinosus
Lineage: Eukaryota; Metazoa; Arthropoda; Insecta; Hymenoptera; Formicidae
Product: proline-rich protein PRCC
Exons: 3
Coding region: 128-1411 (427 amino acids)
Cellular component (GO): nucleus
Source: RefSeq, a predicted model, not a curated record